UUUUAUGCUUUUGUUACGAGGCCGCGCGUCAUAGUUAAUUGGCGCCGUAUUCAAAGUGCCGCCGAACUCUAAUUUUCCACCGUUCUCCGACGCCGGUCGAAAAAUGCAACCUGAAGACUCGAAAUCCCCAGAAUUUCCAAUCCCUCCGCCCAAUUUCCGUGCUCCGACUCAUCGUCCUACUCCGGCGGCCAGUAUUCCGGUCGAUGUCCGUCCUAGCCAGUCCAUGAUUCUUUCUCCGGUCCCUCAGCCCCAAAGAGUCUCUGUCGUCUCUCCCCCUUACCAUUUCCAAGUUCCUUCCAAAAGAAUUCGUUCUCCCGAUGAUCUCCGCCACUUCCACGAUUCCGAUUCCGGAAGAAAUUUUAUUGGUUUUAUUGUCGCUCUGUCUGAAUCCACUCGAGGCCGGAAAAUUUCAGAUCCGUGUUACGCAUCUGAUACCGUUAAUUCCAUCGUCUCGAUUCUUGAUACUCUGAUUCAGUGGGUCGAUGAUAUACCACCGGCGCGUAUGGCGUCUCGAUAUGGAAACCUUUCUUAUCGGACAUGGCAUGCGCGGAUGGUGGAAAACAGUGAUUCUCUUAUGCUUCGAUUUCUCCCCGAGGAUCUUCAUUCAGCCACAGUGGAACUUGUACCUUAUUUCACUGAUAGCUUCGGGAAUUCGACCCGAAUCGACUAUGGUACUGGGCACGAGACACAAUUCGCAGCCUGGCUGUAUUGCUUGGCGAAAUUGGGGACAAUCAAAGAGGAGGAUUACCCUGCUGUCGUCGUUAGGGUUUUCGUGAAGUACCUCGAGUUAAUGAGGAAAUUGCAGUUGGUGUACUGUUUGGAGCCUGCGGGUUCCCAUGGUGUUUGGGGCCUUGAUGACUACCAUUUCUUGUCGUUCGUUUUCGGAUCAUCACAGUUGAUAGAUCAUAAGUAUCUGAAACCUAAAUCCAUUCACACUCAGAAUAUUCUAGACAGUUUUUCAAAUGAGUAUCUUUACUUCUCGUGUAUUUCGUUCAUAAAGAAGGUGAAGAAGGGUCCAUUCUCAGAACAUUCGCCAUUGCUUGAUGAUAUUAGCGGGGUGCCUACUUGGAACAAGGUUAAUAGUGGGUUGCUGAAGAUGUACAAGGUGGAAGUAUUGGAGAAAGUUCCCAUUAUGCAGCACUUUCUCUUUGGAUGGCUCAUCAAAUGGAACUAGACAGAAGAGCUCGGUUAACUCACAAAGGGCUUGAAUCUAGAAAUUUGGUUCUUAGUAUUAUGAGCUUUUUAACAUGUUGUUUAGAAGGAGAAAAGCUCUUUUCCUCCCCUGCUUUGCUUCUUUAGUGGGCGUUUCUUUUUGUUUCCAAACUCAGGCCCAAUCAAGGAGAGGAGUGAAGAAGAAGCAUUAUUGUUCUACUAGACCACGUAUAAAAUGUCACGUCGCUGGGCUGAACAAAAAGGACCUGCCUUGUCUGCUUCCCCUCUUUCUUUCUUUCUUUCUUUCUUUCUUUCUUCCUAUAAGAUUAAAGCAAAUAGAAGAGAACCAAAUGGACGGUUUAGGGUUUAUAACACUCCUUCAAUGGAGGAAAACCGGGGUACGGAAUUAGACUCGACUUUUUGUGUGCAUUUGGAUGCUUGAAAUUUUCUACCACAGCCUAGGCUCACAGCUAGUAAAUAGUCUAUUUUAGCUUCUUACAUAU
This is a messenger RNA of Cucurbita maxima (winter squash), 1655 nucleotides long. RefSeq names its product serine/threonine-protein phosphatase 2A activator-like. The coding region runs from base 104 to 1174 and encodes 356 amino acids. Gene Ontology annotation, cellular component: protein phosphatase type 2A complex; nucleus; cytoplasm. Gene Ontology annotation, molecular function: protein tyrosine phosphatase activator activity; peptidyl-prolyl cis-trans isomerase activity. NCBI's taxonomy places the organism in Eukaryota, Viridiplantae, Streptophyta, Magnoliopsida, Cucurbitales, Cucurbitaceae. The transcript is spliced from 2 exons. The record is from RefSeq and is a predicted model, not a curated record. Gene Ontology annotation, biological process: mitotic spindle organization.